Molecule: messenger RNA, 2608 nt
Organism: Exaiptasia diaphana
Lineage: Eukaryota; Metazoa; Cnidaria; Anthozoa; Actiniaria; Aiptasiidae
Exons: 13
Coding region: 2-2347 (781 amino acids)
Source: RefSeq, a predicted model, not a curated record
GAUGGCAGCUGUYACAAGUAGCACUAUGGGCGACCUAGCAAYAAGGACAGAAAAGCUGUCAAUCAAGUGUAUAGCAACCAACACMAAAMUCCUUAAAACUCGCAUUAGUGGCCUUGAGAAGAUGUACGAAACAAUGAAACAGCAACAAGACGACAUUCACUUUCUACUCGAUACCGUUCUAAUGUGGGACGAAGAUUUCAAAAAUGUUGUCCGUUUCAGUCAAGGUGUACCGCACAUGCGCGGUACCAAAGACACUUGUAUGAAGAUCAAAACUACCAUGAUACCAAAUGGCGAGUUUGACCGCACRGUUAAGAUACUUGAGAAGGAGCAAGUCCCUGGUUUUUCUCGUGUGGSGAAGCUUUUAGACGAGUUUCGAGGACAUCUCGRUGAGAAGGCGCCGACGGCYAAAUCAUCUGAGGAAAUUAGAGAAACGCUUGGCGAAAUAAUAGGGACGCUAUACACUAUUAUCAACUUCUUCUACGAUCAGAGGCUAUUUUUACCAGAUUUCUUAGUUUAUGCGAAAAUGGAGUCGCUCUAUUCAAGUCCUUCACGCUUUCAAACUCACGGWAGUGGUGAACGAUCUUGUCCUGACUUUGAAAAUUAUAUACAAAAAACAGAAAAUGAAAAUGCUCAGUUGGUGAGACUUUUGGAAGAAGARACACUAAAAACCUCAGCACUCCAAAAAGAGCUUGACGCACAAAACAAGCAAAGGGAAGAUCAUGAAUGCACUUCAAGUGAUCUCAAUGAAGAAGCUAAAGAACUUCAUAAACGUUUUCUACAGAAUAAGGAAACAAUUGAGAGUUUAAAAAAGACCAAUACUUUACUCUGUGARCAUGAGGAAGAACUGCAGAAAAAGUAUGAAAAGUCUUGCUCAAGCCUUGAACAGUURAAGUURCAAAACAAYGAAGUCAUUCAAAAAUACCAAAGUACUUGGACAAGAUACCAUACCAAGUACGAGAGCUCAGAAAUGGCAACAAAACUAUCUGGAAUCAAAACUGCAGCAUUGCAAUUGCAAAAUGAAGAUGCAUUAAAACAGGGAGACUGYUCUCCUAAAACUGCCAUUAUAAAUCUAGCUAAGGUAUACACUGAAAUGUCCAAAACUGUCAGUCUAAUUAAAGAAGGACAAAAGCAGACACAAAUAGAUGACCAAAUGAUAGAAGAGGAGCAAAGCUUACAAAGAGAUAGUGACCAUGAUCAUCAGAGUUCAGGUCAAGCAAUGGAGUGUGAACCAGAGCAAUCUUCAAGAACAGARCCAUKUGCUCAGACAUCACCAAAUACUGGAACAUUGCAGACACAGGAAUCACCUAGCAACCAAGUAAAAAACAAUGAACAACUAGUUACCAUUUCUUCUCAGACAAGGAUGGGAAUAGGAUGUGUUCAGAUGACAAAUCCUACGAUGCAAGAAGCAGGGCAUCAAACACCAUUAUCUGUUGUAUCAUCACCAAUGCCAUUGAACAAUGUCACCAUGUCUAGGCAGCCAGGAAGCAGGUCAUUGACUGUCAAUACAAAUGGAUUGUUGGGACAUUCAAGGAUUGGUACACCAGUCCCUGCUAGUGUUCUGCAAGCACCUUCUCAUCUCUCAGUUCCAAGGCAACUAAAUGGUAUUGGUUCAGUGCUACAACCAUCUCCAAGGAACAUCCUGGCAGGAAGCACUUCCAGWAAUGCUCAAGAAUAUCCUACUUGCAGUGAUGAUAAUCAAACAGAAGAAAUUCAAAUGAAUGAAGAUCAAAAUGCCUCUCCUGACUCYAUCAAUGCCAAGAGCCCAGGACCAGMCAGCCGUCCCACUACCCCAAAGACACCAACAUCAAGCCARCAAGGUGAAAUAUUCAACUUUGCUGACUAUAAGGAACGAAUGAUGCAGAUGAGCAAGUCACCUGGGGCAGGUUUCUCAUUUCAUAGCAGACCCAUGUUUGAAGCCAUUCAAGAGGAGGAAGGAAGCUCAGACAGUAUAGCAGAUAACCAGACACCUUUCUUCCAACCCUUCUUCAAGCCAAGACAACAAGAAAGAAGCGAUCAGUUUUCAACCACACCCACAUUUUUCAACAUGUCUCCUCAAAAGGACAAACAGGAAAUGGGUCAAACAGGCAGCCAGUUUCAUCCUAGAARUGAUUCCARCUCUACCUCCCUCUGCAGUUCCCUGUUUUCCAUGUCACCWGGGUCAACAAAGGAAUCCGAGCAAUCUACCUCAGUGGGCUUUGCAUUGUUUGGAGAUCAGCCUUCUCCUAAGCCAGGUAGUCAUGGGAACCAGCCUUCAUCACCAGGUUUCACCUUUAACUUUGGUGCAUCACCGAGCAUCUCUGAUGACAGAUCUACAAGUCAAGGCAGUGGAGGUUUUAACUUAUUCUAAAUCACUGGUACAUCAUAUUUCCAAUGGCAUCAAAAUCCACUUGACAACCUUUGCUUACUUUUUUUUCUAUUUUGAAUGCACAUGACCAUUUAGAUUUCAAUAUUUAUUUCAUUUUAAUUUGUCCAAUUAUUAUGCAGCAGCUGAAGUGCUAUUUUAUGGUGAUUAGUGUGCAAGAUUUUAAAUUUUUGACAAUUUUGUGCAUUAAAAUUUUUCUUGAGCGUUUUUUAUGCUUGCUCAAUUUCCACAAGUCACUCUUGUUGA